Messenger RNA from Syngnathus acus (greater pipefish), 1947 nucleotides. It is a transcript of the gene rxrgb, whose product is annotated as retinoid X receptor, gamma b. The coding region runs from base 232 to 1599 and encodes 455 amino acids. The record is from RefSeq and is a predicted model, not a curated record. The transcript is spliced from 10 exons. Gene Ontology annotation, molecular function: nuclear steroid receptor activity; zinc ion binding; nuclear receptor activity. Gene Ontology annotation, cellular component: RNA polymerase II transcription regulator complex; nucleus. NCBI's taxonomy places the organism in Eukaryota, Metazoa, Chordata, Actinopteri, Syngnathiformes, Syngnathidae. Gene Ontology annotation, biological process: cell differentiation; response to retinoic acid; anatomical structure development.
AGCAGCAGCAGAGGCGUUCGGUCCCGAUCCUGUUGAAGCUUGAUACGGACCACUGCUGUCAUUGGGAGAAGUGCUCUUUUUGAGCGGCCCCUCCUCCUCCUCCCUGGCCGGGCCCCCCGGGCUCUAGAGCCGCCUCGCACACUUUUCAGUCCGGUCCGGGAGAGGAAUGUGCGGGGAUGCCGAGCACCGCUGGCUGUAGGACACCUAGGAAACCUCGACGACAACACCGUUAUGGACAGCCAUGAUCCGUAUGUGCAUUUAAAUUCUACCGGGCCAAUGAGCACGGCCCAUUCUCACCCCCACCACCCGCCAAUGGGCGGCAUGGUGGGCCACCCGUCGGUUAUCAGCACCGCCAGGCACUUGCAGUCGCCCAUGUCGUCCAUGGGCUCGCACAUGAACGGCUUGGCCUCACCUUACUCCGUCAUCACCUCGUCUCUGGGCUCCCCUGCCGUAUCGUUGCCGUCCACGCCCAACUUGAACUUCGGACCGCUCGGAAGUCCGCAGAUGAACUCUAUGAACAACGUGAGCAGCUCGGAGGACAUCAAGCCUCCGCCGGGCCUGCAGAACCUGGGGAGCAUCAACUACCAGUGCCCGAGCCCUGGGGGGAUGUCAAAGCACAUCUGCGCCAUCUGCGGAGACCGUUCCUCAGGGAAACACUACGGCGUGUACAGCUGCGAGGGAUGCAAAGGCUUCUUCAAGAGGACCGUGCGCAAAGAUCUCACUUACACUUGUCGAGACAGUAAAGAGUGCCUGAUCGACAAGCGCCAGCGCAACCGCUGUCAGUAUUGUCGAUACCAGAAGUGCCUGGCCAUGGGCAUGAAGAGAGAAGCGGUACAGGAAGAGAGGCAGCGUGGGAAAGAGCGUGGGGAGAAUGAGGUGGAGUCGACUAGCAGUUUUAAUGAGGAGAUGCCUGUGGACAAGAUCCUAGACGCUGAGCUGGCGGUGGAGCCCAAGACGGAGACGUACUCGGACGGCAGCCCCGGCAACUCGACCAACGACCCCGUCACCAACAUCUGCCAAGCGGCGGACAAGCAGCUCUUCACGUUAGUGGAGUGGGCCAAGAGGAUUCCCCACUUCUCAGAACUCCCCUUAGAUGACCAGGUCAUCCUAUUACGAGCAGGCUGGAACGAGCUGCUCAUCGCGUCCUUCUCUCAUCGGUCGGUGACGGUGAAAGAUGGAAUCUUACUGGCCACGGGCCUCCACGUCCAUAGAAGCAGUGCCCACAGCGCUGGGGUGGGCUCCAUCUUUGACAGAGUCCUGACAGAGCUGGUGUCCAAAAUGAAGGAUAUGCAGAUGGAUAAAACGGAGCUGGGCUGCUUGCGAGCCAUUGUCCUGUUCAACCCAGAUGCAAAGGGUUUGUCCAACCCAACGGAGGUGGAGGCAUUGAGAGAAAAAGUGUACGCCUCACUGGAGUCUUACACUAAACACAAAUACCCGGACCAGCCUGGAAGGUUUGCCAAGCUACUGCUGCGCCUGCCCGCGUUGCGCUCCAUCGGCCUCAAGUGCUUGGAGCACCUUUUCUUCUUCAAGCUCAUCGGAGACACGCCCAUCGACACCUUCCUCAUGGAGAUGCUGGAAGCGCCGCAUCAGAUCACAUGACCCCAGUCAAACAUCCCCUCUUGUAAAUAGCCCCUAUCAGCAAUAUGAAGAUGGAGUGAGGGAGGGAAGGACGCUGCAAUUGCAAAGUUGAAUAUUUUAUAACAAUUAAAAAGCAACGGCGUAAUUAAAUCCAAAACGGGAUUUCAAGGCUGCGGUGAGGACUGAGUACAAGCGUCGUGUUUUUUUGUAAAUAGAUUAUUGCAGGUGUCCGUUUCGAAAGAAUUCCAGUGCAUUUGAAAAGGAAUCAGAUUUUAUUCAUAGAGUAAAUGUAUAAAGUAAAAUUUUAAGUAUAAAAAGAGAAAAACUGAAUUUCUUAAAACAUAUGAGUAUUCUUACAGAAUAAAGUUA